UUUAACGUCUCCUCCAUUCUCAUAUUCUCAUCUCCUUCCCCUUCCCCUUCCCCUUCCCCUCUCCAAACCCUCGCGAGCCCCAAAAAAGAAGGUGUUCGUGCUCGAUCUUAUCCAAUCCCCCCUCUCCUCGCUAUUAAUACCCAAUCGACGGAUCCUCCCUUUACCCAAUUCUCCCUUACUCGUCGAUCCCUUGUCGCUCGAUCGUUGAUACCCGAUUCCUCUUUUUCUUCGAUCUCGUUUUUGUUGCGCUUCGAAAGAUCGAGCCUUUGGUUUGAUUACAAUUGGUCGCGAUGAACGCUUUAGCUGCUACAAGCCGCAAUUUUAGGCAAGCGUCGCGGCUCCUCGGCCUCGAUUCGAAGCUCGAGAAGAGCCUCUUGAUCCCCUUCCGUGAGAUUAAGGUGGAAUGUACUAUACCCAAAGAUGAUGGUACUUUGGCUUCUUAUGUGGGUUUUAGGGUUCAACAUGACAAUGCCCGUGGGCCUAUGAAAGGAGGGAUUCGAUAUCACCCCGAAGUGGACAAUGAUGAAGUAAAUGCUCUGGCUCAACUGAUGACCUGGAAGACAGCUGUCGCGAAUAUACCGUACGGUGGUGCGAAGGGCGGGAUUGGAUGCUCACCUGGAGAAUUGAGUAACAGUGAGUUGGAGCGCCUGACACGUGUCUUCACCCAGAAAAUUCACGACCUUAUUGGAACUCACACAGAUGUUCCGGCCCCCGACAUGGGAACUAACGCACAAACUAUGGCAUGGAUAUUAGAUGAAUACUCAAAGUUCCACGGCCACUCACCAGCUAUUGUCACCGGAAAACCCAUCGAUCUUGGUGGAUCAUUAGGUAGAGAUGCCGCCACUGGACGAGGUGUUGUAUUUGCGACAGAGGCUCUAUUGGCUGAACAUGGGAAGUCUAUAUCAGGGUCAACCUUCAUAAUCCAGGGUUUCGGUAAUGUUGGUGCAUGGGCUGCACAAAUUCUUCAUGAGAGAGGUGGUAAGAUCAUUGCAGUCGGCGACGUAACUGGCGCGAUUAAAAAUAAAAACGGGAUAGAUAUACCUGCUUUAAUUAAGCACAAAAAUGAAGGCAGUGCCUUGAAAGAUUUCAAAGGUGCUGAUACCAUGGAAACAAAAGAGCUACUCGUGCAUGAAUGUGAUGUUUUACUUCCUUGCGCCUUGGGUGGUGUCCUGAACGGGGCAAAUGCUAGCGAUGUGAAGGCCAAAUACAUCAUCGAAGCGGCUAAUCAUCCUACUGAUCCAGAAGCUGACGAGAUUCUGUCUAAGAAGGGAGUGAUCAUACUUCCCGACAUAUAUGCAAAUGCUGGGGGAGUGGUUGUGAGCUACUUUGAGUGGGUUCAGAACAUUCAAGGGUUCAUGUGGGAUGAAGAUAAGGUGAACAUGGAGCUUAAAAAGUACAUGAAUAGUGCUUUCAACAACAUCAAGGAGAUGUGCAGGUCCCAAAACUGCAACCUCAGGAUGGGCGCGUUCACAUUAGGACUGAGCCGCGUUGCUCGCGCCACUCUCUUGAGGGGUUGGGAAGCAUGAGAAGGAUCUAAUUUUGUCGAGUGCAAAUGUUUAUUCUCGCAUUCUUGUCUGUUUCCGAGAAAAAAAACUAUACAAGAAGUGAGCUUAAAACUUCACAGAUAUUCAAUGUGGAGAAGCAUGGAAAUAAUAAAUCAGUUUGCUGGUCAAACCGAGUGGGUGUUCUCUGCUUCUGUUUCUUUCUCUUGUGGGCAAUAGGAAGAGUUAUGUAUUCAACUUGGAAAUUUAUAAAUUCUGAUGUUUCAUGAAGCGUAAAA
This is a messenger RNA of Ananas comosus (pineapple), 1780 nucleotides long. Its product is annotated as glutamate dehydrogenase 2, mitochondrial. Lineage: Eukaryota; Viridiplantae; Streptophyta; Magnoliopsida; Poales; Bromeliaceae. Bases 291 to 1526 code for a protein of 411 amino acids. Gene Ontology annotation, cellular component: mitochondrion. The transcript has 9 exons. Gene Ontology annotation, molecular function: L-glutamate dehydrogenase (NAD+) activity. Gene Ontology annotation, biological process: L-glutamate catabolic process. The record is from RefSeq and is a predicted model, not a curated record.